AUGGCUGAUAAUGAAGAAAUGUUGAAAAGAAAAUAUAGCGACUUAACCGGUCAUGACAUUCGUCAAGAAAAUCAAAAGAAUUUAAAACGAAAUUGUUCAUCAAAUGAACAAUAUUUAUCAUCAUCAUUUGAUGUUGAUGGUCUUGAAGAAUCGUUUGGUCUUGACAAUUUUAAUAAUUUUGAUUUUGAUAAAGAAGAUACAGAUAAUUUAGAUGAUUUAACUUCUAAUAAAGAAGACCAAGACCAAGAAACUCAACAACCUGCUCCUCCUCAAAGAAAGAAACCUGGUCGUAAACCUAAUCCUGCUUCUCCUGCUUUACGUAAAGAACAAAAUCGUGCUGCUCAACGUGCUUUCAGAGAAAGAAAAGAACGUCAUUUAAAAGAUCUUGAAAAUACUAUUAAAUCAUUAAGAGAAAGUCAAUACGAAUCUGCUGUUAAAACUUAUCGUGAAAGUCAACAAUUACGUUCGUUGAUCGAACGUCUUAGAAGUGAAAAUCUUUAUUGGAAACAAGUUUCCGUUAACUUUGAAAUGGUCUUAAAUCAUUUCUGUGGAGGUACAGAAACUACCGCAAAAAUUAAAAGUACUAUACUAUCUCGUAUUCAAUCUCUCUCUCCUUCUUUAACAACAACCUCUAUGGUUCCUUUAUUGGAAAAUCAGGUUUCAACUCCUGCUGAAAUGGGUAGACCUUUACAAUCUUUUCAAUCAAUGAAUAAUAAUAAUCUAUGCGGAGUAACUUCUUUUCUAUCACCGCCAAAUAGUACUAUCACUUUAUCACCUGGAUCUUCUGUAACGAAGAGUCCGCCUACCUCACCUGUUUCAAGUUUGAAUGAUAAUUUUAUUCAAAACUUUGAACCAACAAUAAUACCAAACGCAACAACAACCAUACCAAAUAUACCAAAUACACAUGAAAAUUCUUUUAUAGAUGGUUCGGAACUUUCAAUUCUACCAAAAUCUAAUGAUGUCUUGAUAAACAAUGACUCAUUUUCAACUACUUCUGAUCUUGUUGCUCAGAACUCUGAUUCACUUACCGAUUGUAUAUUUAAUGAGAAUAUUGAUUUAUUCUCAUCUUCCAACGUUGGUGGAACGAAAGAUAUUUAUUCCGAUUUCAACCUAAAUAAUAUCGUCCUUACAAAAUCCGAAAUAUCGAGUGAUUUAUUUAAAGAACUUGAUCAAGCGGUACGAUUAGGAAAAUUAGUAGGAAUUACGGAUAUUUAUAAUACACCUGUUAAUCCAAAAUUAAAAUAUCCACUCACCAAUUCACAAAUUUAUUAUUUAUCAUUACCACAUGAUAGAAGAAUUGAUUUAAUUCCAUGUCUUCAUUUACGUUCAAGAAUGAUUCAAUAUCAAGAUAAUUUUGAUCUUUAUGAUUUAAUUGAAUUAUUAAUUACAAAAUCAAUAUGCCAUGGAGAUCCUUUAGAUCCUGAUUCAUGGCAAUUACCUGAAGAAUUUUUUGCUAAUUAUGACUAUCUUGUCUUUUCUCAUUGUAGACUUAAGAGUUCAUUAUAUCAAACUUAUGGUCGAUUACCAACUAAUUUUUCGGAAACUUAUCAAUCUAUGCUUCCAAAAAAAAAAAAGAAUGUUUUUUAA
Dentiscutata erythropus is the source of this 1587-nucleotide messenger RNA. The record is from the annotation of a GenBank genome assembly. Lineage: Eukaryota; Fungi; Glomeromycota; Glomeromycetes; Diversisporales; Gigasporaceae.